Molecule: messenger RNA, 2542 nt
Organism: Cynoglossus semilaevis (tongue sole)
Lineage: Eukaryota; Metazoa; Chordata; Actinopteri; Pleuronectiformes; Cynoglossidae
Product: protein THEM6-like
Exons: 3
Coding region: 353-1000 (215 amino acids)
Source: RefSeq, a predicted model, not a curated record
UGCUGAACACAUCGUCUAAAUUUGAAAAUAAACGCUGUGGGUGAGGCAUAUUUGAUGGAAUACGUAUAAUAUUGAUUUUGCUGGUAUAACUGGAUGUGUGCUAAUAAGCUAACAGCUUUAGCCGCUGUCCCAGCAGGUUGAGUGCUGCAGCUUUAGCUCUGCAGCGCUGUCAAGGUUGAAAUGAGUGUUAACAGCAGCCUGUGCCUGUGAAUUUAUCUUAAAGAAAUAUAUAUGAACAAAAGUCAGGAAUAAUGAAUCAAAAAGACGAUUCCGUAGGUGCCCCCGUGUGUAGACAGGAUAUUGGCAUGAGAUUUUUAAGUCUUUCCUUUCAUUUUAAAUUGAAGGGAAGAGAAUGUUAUGGGCCACGUCUGUGCUGGUUAAAGGCAGAGAGAUGUUGCUGUUGGUGCUGGGAGUCCUACUCCUGCUCUUCUCCACCUUGGAUGUAUGGUACUUCCUGCGGGGGGUGCAGGUGUUUGUCAAGGCAUGGUUCCAACCCAGAAUAUCAGACAUUCUAGCUGAGCAAAGCAUUGAUGGUGUGGUCCUUCCUCAUGAUUUGGACUAUAUGGGCCACAUGAACAACUCUCGGUACCUGAGGGAGUGUGACUUUGCUCGCUUUCACCACUACAUGAGAAAUGGCCUUUUCAUGGCCUCGCACAAGUUAGGGGCCAAAAUGGUGAUAGGGGCUUCCACUAUCAGGUAUCGGCGCUCGUUGGCCUUUCGUGAGGCAUUUGAGAUCCGCACUAAAGUGCUGGGAUGGGAUGAAAAGGCCUUUUACUUGGAGCAGCGCUUUGUGUCCAAGAAAGACGGUUUUGUGUCUGCAAUCAUGCUUUGCAGGCAGAAUGUGGUGCACUGCAGCCCAGAGAGGAUUAUUGAAUUUGUGUGCAAAAGAAAGAUCGAGUGUCCAGAGUUUCCUGAGGACCUCAAACACUGGAUGAGCUUCAUUGCAGCCAGCAGCCAGGCCCUGAGAGCAGAGAGUGGCCUGGAGGAUAAGAAUAAGUGAAGUCACACCUUGUGACACCAAGUAUCCUGAUUUGUAGACUGAUGAUCUACAUUGCACGCCCAAUAAAACAUACAUCCCAGUCGUACAUGCACACAAACAGUUAGACUUGUCAUAGAGAGUUUUACAUGUUCUACAAGAUUCCACUCUUCCCACAGAGGUAAUGCUUAGAUGCUGUGUAUUUUUAUAUGAUGUUCUGAGCAAAAACAAAACUUGAACUGGUAAAGUGUUAUAUAUGUGAAACUGCACAUCAAUCAAAUAGAAAAAAAACAUAGCUUUAUUGUUGCAGCAUAUUAGUAUUCGGCAGUGCAUAGAACAGCUUUAGACACACUGUACAUUCACCACAUUCAAUUAUAGGAUUGGGGAACGAGAACUGGAAUUAAAAGGACCAGGUAAAGUUGUAAUAAUGUCAACCUCCUUUUUUUUUAAAAGUGCUUACCGUCUUGCAAGAAAAAACUUUUUAAGUUCUCAAAAAUGGCUUAAACUGCAAUUUUACUGUAAUGCUUUUAUUCUAUUUUAAGUUUUUAUUCUAUUUUAAGUUUUAUUAAGUUUUGCUGCUACUACAGACUAAUAAUAUGUCCAUCACUGCAGGGUCCACUGUGCUAUUCCUUCUUACAGUAGCCACUUCUUACAGUACAUCCAUGGAUGAUGCCGAUGUUUUGAUAUCAGGCAAUAGUUUGCAGGUUGAAAACAGACAAAAGAAAAAACGUAAGUAUGUCGAAUUAAUGCUGGCAAAAGACAUUCUACAAAAUCAUUUUUAACCUCUCUCACAUAAGUAAUGAAGAAGUGACGAGAGGCGCUGCCGUUGACCCGAUUGAGUAAGAAAGUCUUAAAUCAAUUGAAUACAAACGUUUCCCAACUCCUUACAUCUUUCUUUACAAGAAUGCAUGAAGAGUGAAAAACCUCUACUUAUACCAAUGCAUGACUUCCAACAAUCAGAAUAUUUUUGAACCUGUUUUCCUUAAUUAGUCAUAGUUGCAGUUCUAAUUUUAGAAAAAUAACAUUUAUUACAAAACAAAACAUGUUGGUAUCUACAAUAUGCUUGAAAUGAUGUCAACGUAACAACUGUUUUUUAUUAUUCUCAUCGUUUUGCACAAGGUCUUGUAGGACUGGGGUUUUUGUUAUCAUUUUUAUUUUAUAUUGGUUUUGACCAAAUUUAUGUUGUAUGCACUGAAAGAUAGGGUGAUUUGGUUUGAGCGUUUUAUGUCAGUGCUGGAAGAUUGGCAGGAAGGAAUUUGUACUGUAGUUCUGAGGUUCUGGAAACAUUUUAAAACGUGAUGCGUGGUAAAUACAAAUUAUUUAAAUUAUGCUUUGUUUUUAUCAAGACAGCUUGAGUUUGUGACCAGUGUAAUGUAUUGUUCUUGAAUGUAUAUUUAGAAAGUUGCACAAAUAUUUAUAUAUUUUGUAAUUUCUUUGUGUUGAAACAUCCAUUGUCCGUUAUGCUUUCACUCUCCCUUAUUUAUCAGUGGUUGAAUUUAAUACCUCUUAAUUUGUUGCGUUCGUCAAUUACUUACUCCAUUUCAAAUUAAAUUCCUUUGAAAACUG